AUGGGAUUAAUAAAAACUGGAAUUCUCGGAUUAUUUAUAGUCUAUACUGUUUCUUUGUAUCUGAGAUCAGGUAAGACUGAUUUUGAAAAACUUCCAAAUACUUGGUGGGGGCCUGGAAAAGAAAAACAAGUUGAUCAAAGUGUUCGUCCAUUUAAAGUAGUUUUUCAAGAUAAGGACGUCGAAGAUUUAAAAUUAAGAUUAAAAAAUACACGACUAGCAAAACCGGGAUUAGAAGGUGCUUCUUGGACCUAUGGCGUGCCUUCUCAGGCAUUGCCGAAAAUAAUUGACUUUUGGCUAAAUAAAUAUGAUUUUAAAAAAAGAGAAACCUAUGUGAACAAGUAUCCUCAAUUCGUAACGAAUAUUCAAGGUCUGGAUAUUCAUUUUUUGCACGUGAAGCCAAAAGAUGCGAAAGGCAAGAAAGUUCUUCCGUUAUUGCUACAACACGGUUGGCCAGGAUCGGUUUUGGAAUUUUAUAAAAUAAUCCCACUUCUUACGAAUCCAAAGACAGAAUACGAUUUCGUUUUCGAAGUGAUAGUUCCAUCACUGCCAGGUUUUGGAUUUUCCGAUCCGGCCGUAAGACCAGGUCUUGGGGGCAAUGAAAUGGCAGUCGUACUCAAAAAUCUUAUGUUGAGAUUAGGAUUUAACAAAUUUUACACUCAAGGAGGUGAUUGGGGCGCUAUAAUUACUGCCAAUAUGGCUGCAAUGUUUCCUCAACACGUACUGGGAAUGCACUCAAACAUGUGCGUUGUUUCAUCGGCUUGGAGUACCGUGAAAACCUACUUUUUCAGUUUCUUUCCAUCUCUUUUGCUACCAGAAGAAGAUCAUCAUUUGAUGUAUCCAAUGGGUGAACAUUGGUCUAGAAAAAUUGAAGAAACCGGAUAUUUGCAUAUUCAAGCGACAAAACCUGACACUUUAGGUGUUGCUCACAGUGAUUCACCAAUAGGCUUGGCUGCCUAUAUUCUUGAAAAAUUCUCAACAGGCACAAAUCCCAAUUACAGAAUGAGAGACGAUGGUGGUCUUUUUGAAAAACAUACUCCUGAUGAACUCAUUGACAAUUUGAUGUACUACUGGAUUCCAAAUACAAUGACAACGGCCGUGAGAAUUUACGCUGAAACAUUUAAUAAAAAAAUGUUAAAACCUGGAGCGCAUAAUGCGCCGAUAAAUGUACCAAGUGCGUGUGCUCAAUUUCGUUAUGAAAUUGCGUAUCAGCCGGAAUGUUUGCUCAAAGAGCGCUUCAAAAAAUUACUUCGUACAACAAAAUUCCCUAAAGGUGGACAUUUUGCAGCGAUGGAGGAACCCCAACUUUUGGCCGAAGAUAUUUGGGCAUCAGUGAAAAUCUUCGAAGAAUCUAAAAAGAAAACAAGUUCUUGAUGUAAAUUAUUUUUCUAAUUACAAAGUCGAAUAUUCACUUAAA
Molecule: messenger RNA, 1414 nt
Organism: Leptopilina heterotoma
Lineage: Eukaryota; Metazoa; Arthropoda; Insecta; Hymenoptera; Figitidae
Product: juvenile hormone epoxide hydrolase 1-like
Exons: 6
Coding region: 1-1371 (456 amino acids)
Biological process (GO): epoxide metabolic process
Molecular function (GO): epoxide hydrolase activity
Source: RefSeq, a predicted model, not a curated record